AUGGCGUCGGCGUCGACGUCAAAAAAGCGUAAACGCAAAAAUACAGAAAACGACGAAGAUGGAAAACGAGUGAAACUUGACGAGAACAUGUUACGGGAUAUUGUGCAAAUGGUGCGUAGUAAUAUACGUAAUAAAAAACGUAAAAUCAAGCUCACCCCUCAAACAAUAGUGGGUAUUUCGCGAAUGGUUAAGGCCAACAGAAAACAAUUACGGUUGAGUAAAAAAGGAAAACGCUCUCACUAUCGUAUCGAGUCGCGUGAUAUUGCUGAAAUAGUAGAAUUGGUGAAAAAAAAUCGUAGAAAAAUUAGUAAAAAAUUAUUUAACGUCAAACAGAUUGCUGGGCACAGGCGUUUGGGUUACAAUGAAUAUGUGUACGAAGUGGCGAUUGGUGCUAAUAAUACGAGCACGCUACCGGAUUUUUUAAAUAGUUUGCGUGAGGUUUUUAAUUCUUUAAUUAAUAUAAUGAAGUAUAUAGCUAGCUCGCCGACGGAUAAAGCACGUUUCUAUAUAUCUAAAGCACCGCGGCAUGCUUUUUCUACGGCCAUACUUAACGUGUGUGAUUUCAAUGCGAAAUUAUUUUUUGACGUGUUCGAACGUCACAUGCAAAGUAAUGCGGAGGAGGUUAUCAAUGAGGGUUGGCAAACGACUGUAAGUAUUUUCAUUUUUCCAAACAAUUAUGUACCGCGUACAAAAAAACGCACCCCGCGAAAAAAACGUGCAAAGAUGUACGCGUAUUUGAUGAAAAAGCCAGAUGAAUUUGGAAAGGGGCGUAAAAAAACAGCGACCAAGCAUGGUCGCAACGUUAGACACGGGGUAUUUCAAAUUGUUGGAACAACAAAUCGUUGCUUUGCUUACGCCUUGCUGGUUGCAUGCUCUUUUUUACACAACGACGAGAUUAGCAAAAAACUAAAAACGAAACCCAAUACGACGUUAACGACCUUAUACACACCCGAACAAAUAGCUAACGUAUAUACGCAGUGUAGUAUGACUCCGGGAAAAGUAUGUGCUGGCGAGCUGCAUUUAUUUUACGAACAUUUUUUAUCGUUAGAAGGUGUGGAAUUGGUAGUAUUUUCUAAAACUCAAAGCGAUACGAUUGUUUACGAUUCGCGUGUAAAUGUCGACGGUCAUGUUUUACGCGUUAAUGAAAAUAUUAUUUAUCUAUGGUUAAACGACGAACACUACGACGUAAUUCUUUCACCGCACAUUUUUACACGUCAAUCUGCGGGUAAUUUUUGUUUCAAAUGUAUGCAUCAUUUUCACCGUGCAGAAUCAAUAACCAACCACGUCUGUCGUAGUGUGUAUACAUGCCCCAAUUGUUAUUCACCAAACGCGCGUUGUCCAGACGAAGGGCUACAACAAGAAUGUGAUCUAUGCGGGGUGAUUUUUCGAAAUGUCGCAUGCUAUACACGACACUUACAAAAGCGCGUAUUUCCGGUUGGUCGCCGCUAUGAAACACCCUGUCAACACAUGUUUUUUUGUUCAACAUGUUAUAAACGUGUACCCCGAAUGGUAAAUAUUAAUGUCAAAAAACGGACAAAGCAUAAAUGCGAUGAAAUAUAUUGUACACAUUGCGGAAGUAUGAAAAAAAAACCGCACGAAUGCUACAUGAAAGUGUGUCGAAUACACGCGGACGAGGAUCAUCCGACCUUAUUUUUUUUUUACUUUGAAACACGUAAGGAUGAUGAGGGCUACAUGAUUCCCUUUUAUUGUGUUGUACAGAAAGUGUGCGUCGAAUGUGAUGAAAAACCAUUCGUGAAAAUAAAUGAGGAUUUUGAACCGGUUUUAAAUGUUCAAUAUGCUGACGGGUCGGUACAACCGGUUAUUUGUUGCGGCUACAGACAAUAUAUAUUUGAAAAAAACAACGCGUGUAUUACCCAAGAACUUGUUGAUUUCAUGUAUGCUCAAGACCGCAACAGCGUGUGGGUCGCACACAAUGGUGGGCGCUUUGAUAACGUUUUUUUAUUGCGCGAGCUGCUUAUCGAACGAAAUAUCGUCCCGCAAACAAUUAUGAACGGUAAUAAAAUCAUGUGUAUGGAAUUAGAGGAUCGUAAUCUAAAAGUACUCGAUAGUUUUUUAUUCCUAAGUAUGGCUCUCAGCAAAUUUCCCGAAGCCCUGGGUAUUGAAAAUAUUGCCAAGGGUUUUCACCCCUACCAUUUUACCGAUUUGACGUACGUUGGACCCAUGGUGGGGUUAGAAUAUUUUGAACCACCUGCUGCGGGUACUCCGCAACGCCGUAAAUUUGAUACGUGGUACGCGGCACAGUGUCUGAAGCCGUAUAAUUUCAAAAAAGCCAUUUAUUAUUACUGUCGUCUAGACGUAGAUAUCUUGCGUCAGGGGUGUAUAAUUUUUGCACGUUUGAUAAAAAACAUAACGGGUGUUUUUCCUUUUUAUGACAAAACAUGUCAUACUAUUGCCGGGUUGGCACUCAAAAUAUACCGUAGUAAUUUUCUUGUAAAAUAUACGAUCGGACAAAUUCCCGCAAAAGGGUAUGGUGUGCAGGUUAAGCAGAGUGUCGUCGCGUUGUAUUGGUUACGCGAAAUCGAGGCCGAAUUGGGUGAAAAUGAUCUUUUUUUACAUAGUACUUUGUCCGUUGACGGCGAGACACAGGUGCUGGGGCGGUAUGUCGACGGCUACUGCGAGACGACGCGUACGAUUUACCAAUUUCACGGGUGUUUUUUUCACGGCUGUACGCGAUGUUACGAUGGUCACGAGUAUAAUAGCGUGUUAAAUGAAACCUAUUAUACGCUACGCGAGCGUACACGACGCGCAGAGAAAAUGUUCGAAAAUGCGGGUUAUCGAGUUGUCACCAUGUGGGAAUGUAUUUACAUGCAGGUGAAUAAAUUAAACAAGAAAACAUUGGAUCUUUUACGUCAUCGUGAUUUUUUUAUUAAUAUUCAUUUGAACCCGCGAGACGCCCUUUUCGGGGGGCGUACAUCACCGGCACGUUUAUACUUUGAAUCGAAAAAUGGUGUGGAAAAAGCAUUUUAUGGGGAUUUUACAUCCCUAUACCCGUAUGUUCAGAGAAAAAAUGUUUAUCCGACCCGCCACCCGACGAUAAUACGCGGCGAAGAGGAAUGUGCAAAAAUACCCGUUAGUACAAUAUUCGGGUUAAUUAAAUGCCGUAUUGCCCCCCCACAGCGUUUAUUAUUUCCCGUGUUGCCGUGUCGUGCUGGGGGUAAAUUAACCUUUCCUUUGUGUCAAACAUGUGUGACAUUACGUUGUGAUGAGGGGUGUACACACGAUGAAGAUCAACGUGCUUUGUGGGGGACGUGGACUAGUAUCGAAAUACAGAAAGAUCUAGAACACGGUUAUCGCUUAUUGAAUGUUUAUGAAAUUUAUCAUUUUGCAACGCGUGAAAAAAUAUUUGACACCUACGUAGACACAUUUAUGAAAUUGAAACAAGAGAGUAGCGGCGUGCCAAAGAAAUGUCUGGACGCUUCGGGAAAUGUUGACAGCGUAUUGCUUAACAAUUAUAUCGAAGAAUACCGCGAACACGAGGGCAUACAGUUAGAGGCUGACAAAAUUGUGUACAAUCCCGGCCAACGAACGGUGAUGAAGGCGCUUUUGAAUUCUUUGUGGGGCAAACUAGCACAAAACGAGGACGCCACGGUUGUGUCGUUUGUAGACAGCAUGACCGAUCUUUUAAAAUUGGUAAAUGACCAUACGCUUGAAGUGACUUCGUUGGAUUUUAUUAGCGAUAAUAUUGCCCGUACGACUCAUCGUAAAACCAAUUCUUUAAUUACACUAGCCAACCGUAACGUGAUUAUUGCGUCGUUCGUAACGGCCUAUGCACGUCUAGAAUUGUUUGAAGUUUUGCAUAAGUUGGGCCCCAGUGUGAUGUAUUACGAUACCGAUUCGGUUAUUUAUGUAGAAAAUAAAGCAGCGGGUCAUACAUUACCCACGGGCGAAUAUCUGGGGGGCAUAACAGAUGAAUUAUCGGAAAAAAACUGCAGUGAAAAAUGGAUAGAACAAUUUUGCACGGUCGGUCCUAAAUCUUACUCAUUUCGCACUAAUCUGUACACACGGACACAUGAGGACGGUCGGCAAACACUCGAGCGUGACGAAAUCGUGCAUGUAAAAGGGUUUUCGUUAAAGGGUGAUACAAAAAAAAAGAUUACGUUUGACACUUUAAAAAAAUGUAUGACAGAUCACGGGUGUGAAAUCGAAACGAGCUAUACAGAAUUUACACGCUCGAACAAUCAAACAAUCAAUGUUCAAGAGGGAAAAAAAACAUUUCGUUUCACUUUUGAUAAGCGUAUUGUUUUACCCGAUUUUACAACACUACCCUUUGGCUAUAUCUUGUGAUUUUUAUUUUUAGGCGGACAAAUUGCACCGUUGUACAAUACCGCUGCAACACCCAUUUAUGAUGACGCUGUGCGGGCCCUCACAAUGUGGUAAAACACAUUUUAUAAGGGAAAUUAUAAAACACAACGAUCAACUAAUUGACCCACCCGUGGACAAACUACUUUACUUGUACACAGUGAACCAGACGGACUAUGAUGACAUAAAAAAACACAUACGAGACAAUGCAGGGACAAACACGCUAAAGACAUGCGAAUUUGUUGACUGUUCAAACGGAAUUUUACCCGUGGAAGAGGUGCGGCAGAAAUUAGGCAAAGCAACGUUACUUGUUCUUGACGAUCUAAUGGUUCUAGCCGCCGCGGAUAAAAUCAAUCUUGAGAAUUUAAAUAAUAUAGCGUCGCGCGACAGCCAUCAUACAAACACCUCUGUCAUCUUUGUUUGUCAAAAUUUAAUGUACGGAAAUGGGCGAUUACGAAAUUGUCGUGUGAAUAGUCAAUAUCAUACGAUGUUCAAAAGUUUGACAGACUCUAGAGAUAUGGAAACGAUUGCUAGUAAUAAAAAAAUACCGUCGGCAUGUAUGCGUAAAAUCUUAGCCGACGUCGGUAAAACACAGUAUGGUUAUGUGUUGUUUGAUGGUUCGCCACGAAGUUACGCAAAUUCGCGUAUUCGUACGGGAAUAUUUCCACAAGACCAAACUGUGGUUUAUGAUGUCGGCGGGGAUAAUUAA
Molecule: messenger RNA, 5029 nt
Organism: Paramuricea clavata
Lineage: Eukaryota; Metazoa; Cnidaria; Anthozoa; Malacalcyonacea; Plexauridae
Source: the annotation of a GenBank genome assembly